GCGGAGCGCUGCGGGCUGCUCUCCCUGCUUUCUCCCUGCUGUAGACUGAGGGAAGGGAGGGUCUACCCAGGCGCUGGGAUACUGUUUUCCUCUCCAGCUGUCGAUCUGCUCCUCCGUCACAUUUUGAUAAAUCUUUUGUUUUUCCUCCGGGGACAGAAUUAGAGGGGAAUGAGCAGCGGCGAGAAUCUGCCGUGACUUUUUUUGCAGGACAAAGUGGCCCCCGGUGCCAACAGGGCAGUAGUUGCUGUUGCUGUGUGUUUGUGCUGCGGAUCAUCACCGGAAUCUGGAGGAAAAAAAGGAUACUUCUUUAUGUUGCCUCGGGAUUAAUAACACAGCGUCAAGAUGGACCUUAAGCUGCUUUUGAUAUCUACGUUGUUAGGAGUCUUUUGUUACAGUAGCGCUCAGAAAGAGGGGAAUGAGUGCAUCAAUGCCAACGCCAAGUACUGUGGGGAGUGUAUCCAGGCUGGAGCCAAAUGUGGCUGGUGCACAGACCCAGACUUCCUGAAACAGGGCGAGACCGUGUCAACCCGCUGCGACGAGCUUCAGUCUCUUCAGAAGAGGGGCUGUGCAGACGCCAUGAUCGAGAACCCACGUGGAGGUCAGAGGAUCCUCAAGAACAAAAUGGUGACAAAUCGCAGCAAGGGAGAGGAGAGGAGAGAGAAGCUAAGGCCAGAGGACAUCACUCAGAUCCAGCCCCAGAAACUCAGUCUCACCCUCCGCUCUGGUGAGCCCCAGUCUUUUGACUUGAAGUUCAAACGAGCAGAAGAUUAUCCUAUUGACCUGUACUACUUGAUGGACCUGUCCUACUCAAUGAAGGAUGAUUUAGAGAAUGUAAAGAACCUGGGAACCAGCUUGAUGCUGGAGAUGUCCAAGAUCACCUCCGACUUCAGGAUAGGCUUUGGCUCCUUUGUGGAGAAGACAGUCAUGCCGUACAUCAGCACCACCCCAGCCAAGCUGCUGAACCCUUGCACAGGCGAUCAGAACUGCACCAGCCCUUUCAGCUACAAGAAUGUGCUGAAGCUGACCAACGACGGCCAGAAAUUUAACACCCUGGUGGGCCAGCAGCACAUCUCUGGAAACUUGGACUCUCCUGAGGGGGGUUUCGAUGCCAUCAUGCAGGUGGCUGUGUGUGGGGAGCAGAUUGGCUGGAGGAACGUGACCCGUCUGCUGGUGUUCUCCACCGACGCCGGCUUCCACUUCGCUGGAGAUGGCAAGCUGGGCGGCAUCGUGCUGCCCAAUGAUGGCAAAUGUCACUUGGAAAACAACGUGUACACCAUGAGCCAUUACUAUGACUAUCCCUCUAUUGCUCACCUGGUUCAGAAGCUGAGCGACAACAACAUUCAGACCAUCUUUGCAGUCACAGAGGAGUUCCAGCCUGUGUACAAAGAGCUGAAAAAUCUGAUACCAAAGUCUGCAGUGGGUACUUUGUCUGACAACUCCAGUAAUGUGAUCAACCUGAUCAUAGAUGCCUACAAUUCUCUGUCGUCGGAGGUCAUUUUGGAGAACAGCAAGCUGCCAGAGGGAGUAUCCAUAGCUUAUACGUCCCGCUGUAAGAAUGGAGUUGUGAGUGAGGGCGAAAAUGGACGGAAGUGCUCUAAUAUAUCCAUUGGAGAUGAGGUGACAUUUAGCAUCAGUGUGACAGCCAAGGGUUGUCCCAAGCAGGGAAAGUCUGAGACCAUUAAGAUUAAGCCCUUGGGAUUUACAGAGGAAGUGGAGAUAACACUUCACUUCAUAUGUGAGUGUGAAUGUCACAAGGAUGGCGUCAAGAACAGCAACCUCUGCCACUUUGGCAAUGGGACAUAUGAAUGUGGAGCCUGCAAGUGUAACGAAGGCCGCGUGGGCCGACAGUGUGAAUGCAGCAGCAACGAGGUGGCUACGGAGGACAUGGACCGCACCUGCCGCAAAGACAACGGCACCGACAUUUGUAGCAACAACGGAGACUGUGUGUGCGGCACAUGCGAAUGCAAGAAGAGAGACAAUCCCGAGGAGAGAUACAGCGGACAGUACUGCGAGUGUGACAACUUCAACUGUGACCGCUCUGGAAACAAGCUGUGCGGAGGGCAUGGACGCUGCGAGUGCAGGGUAUGUAUCUGUGACCCCAUGUGGACAGGGAGCGCCUGUGACUGCUCCCUGGACACCAGUACGUGCCUGGCAAGCAACAAGCAGAUCUGUAACGGCAGAGGGAAGUGCGAGUGUGGCACCUGUAAGUGCACUGAUGCCAAGUUCCAGGGUCCCACCUGCGAAACCUGCCCGACAUGUCCAGGAGUCUGCGCCGAGCACAAGGAGUGUGUCCAGUGUCGGGCAUUCGGCACUGGUGAGAAGAAGGACGUGUGCGAACAAAAAUGCAACGACUUUAAACUGAUCAAAGUGAAGGACAGGGAUAAGUUGCCGCAGCCCAACGACGCCAGCUACCCUGUGAUGCACUGCAAGGAGAGGGACGCCAACGACUGCUGGUUCUACUACACCUACGCUGUCAACAACAACACUGAGACGGAGGUCCAUGUGGUAGACACACUGGACUGCCCCGCCGGUCCUGACAUCAUCCCCAUCGUGGCGGGUGUGGUCGCCGGCAUCGUCCUGAUUGGCUUAGCCCUGCUGCUCAUCUGGAAGCUGCUGAUGAUCAUCCAUGACAGGAGAGAGUUCGCCAAGUUCGAGAAGGAGAAGAUGAACGCCAAGUGGGAUACGGGUGAAAAUCCCAUCUACAAAAGUGCUGUUACGACUGUGGUCAAUCCCAAAUAUGAAGGAAAAUGAUGGCCUGACAGUUUCAGUGAACACUGUUAACAACUCGACGACUACAGUUUAUGGAUUUUGGGGGCAUGAGAGGAGUUUGUGGUUGGAUUUAUGCCAUUUCUUUUACUUUGCUUAAUCAUUAUAGUGUAACACUUGGCCACUGCAUCUGUAUUUUACUAACACUUUUGAUUUCUAUGCAUUUGAUGUAUUUUAGAUGUACAGUUUAUGUGUAUAUACUUUUAAAUUGCAUAUUUGCUAAAGGUGAGUAAAUGAAGGUGUUUUUUUCCUGCCACAGGACUGGUAUGGGCAAAGGAUUUAGCCUUUUUUAACCAACACUGUGUGUACACUUUGGAUAUACAGGAUGGUUGGAUGUAUAUGGACAAGAAUCUCUCUCUCUCUCUCUCUCUCUCUCUCUCUCUCUCUCUCUCUCUCUCUCAGUUCAACUCAACUCAGCUCAAUUCAGUGGAUGUUUUUUUUUUGAGCAGAUUUUGUGUAAUGCCAACAUGGAGGAAGAUUACAGUAUUCAUUAGUUGAUACAGCGAUCAACAGAUCAAAUAUCUACAUGCUGUACAAUGUCCCUCAUGUAGUAAUGAUGUAUUCACUGUUGCUGUGUACAAUGGCUGUUGGCCUUUUACUCACAGCAAAUAUUACUCUCUCUUUCUUUCUCUCUCUCUCUCUCUCUCUCUCUCUCCCUCUCUCUCCCUGUCAUUCUCUCUUUCUCUGUGUCAACACACUUUGUCUUUCAGUCUUGUUUCCUCUCUCUGUGCACUGACUUCCAUUGUAUUUUGUGUGUUUCAGAGGGGACCUGAGUUUUAAUAUGUUACUUGUCAUCCAUAGCACAUUAUGUAUGAUGUGUGUGUAUAUAUAGAACAAAUAUACAAGAGGACAUAUGGGAUAAUGUUUAACACUCAGUGAAGAUCGGACAGAUCACACAUCGCUAAAUAGAUGUAAAGUUAGUUGUAAGCUGCAGCUUGGAAAAUUGAAAAGUAACACUGGUAGGAAACAUCCAGUGUUUAAGAUAUUAUUGCACUCUUAAUGAGUACUCUUGUCUAUAAUGAAGGAUGAAAACAUUGAGCAAAUACAUGAGAAGGAUAAAAUGAGCAUUGAUUAUUUUUUAGUGUUGAUAUACUAUCACAAAGGGAUUGUAUACCACUUGUUUAAAGGGUUAAAUUGUGGCAGUACUGAACAAUCAAAUGAUUUGUAUAGUUAGGGAACAAAAUAUGUUUCAACUAAAAAGGAAAUGGUGUUUUAUUUGCUUAUCAAUUUCAUUAUUCAUUCUCAGGUCCUUUUCUGUGUUAAUGUCAAGCAAAGCCAAAAAUAUUUCAUUAUUUUUCUGUCAGCUUGUUAAGUAGCACAUUGUGAACUCAUUUGUGUGAGUCAAUAGAAGAUGUUUUGUUAAAUGUUUUUAGGCUGUAAGACUGAAACUGAGACUAUUUGAUCAAAGACAUCACAUGAUUCGCCUCUGAAGUGUUUUCACAGUCAAAUGCCUACAUUCAAAUACACACACAAGCCUAUACAGUAUUGUUUUCAAAGUGCCUUUUAUUUCAUUACCAUGUUCUCUCCCAAUGCUGUUUAUGAAUUUAUUUAUUAAAUAAAGUACAAAAA
Molecule: messenger RNA, 4335 nt
Organism: Myripristis murdjan (pinecone soldierfish)
Lineage: Eukaryota; Metazoa; Chordata; Actinopteri; Holocentriformes; Holocentridae
Gene: itgb1a
Product: integrin, beta 1a
Exons: 16
Coding region: 343-2751 (802 amino acids)
Biological process (GO): cell migration; cell-cell adhesion; integrin-mediated signaling pathway
Cellular component (GO): synapse; focal adhesion; integrin complex
Molecular function (GO): collagen binding involved in cell-matrix adhesion; protein kinase binding; laminin binding
Source: RefSeq, a predicted model, not a curated record